This is a messenger RNA of Propithecus coquereli (Coquerel's sifaka), 1239 nucleotides long. It is a transcript of the gene CARNMT1, whose product is annotated as chromosome unknown open reading frame, human C9orf41. Gene Ontology annotation, molecular function: S-adenosylmethionine-dependent methyltransferase activity. The transcript is spliced from 8 exons. Bases 188 to 1150 code for a protein of 320 amino acids. The record is from RefSeq and is a predicted model, not a curated record. NCBI's taxonomy places the organism in Eukaryota, Metazoa, Chordata, Mammalia, Primates, Indriidae.
UUCCGGGAGCCCCGAAGACCUGGCGGAGCGCGGCGCGGAUGGGGGCUUGAGGGUGGCGGGGGCGGAGCGCGCCGCGAGCUGGGUGCAUGUCCGCGGCGGGCGCCGUCUAGAGGAAGGCCAAGCAGCCGCCACCACGCUUUCAAUCGCGGCGAGACGCAAGCGAGCCAGGCCCAGGGCCGCGGCUGCGAUGCAGCGACGGCGGCGCCCUCCGCCGCCGGUCUCUCAGCUGCCGGAAGGUUGCGGGGGAGGCGGCGGCGGCCGCAGUGGGAGCGAGGAGGUGGAAGUGCAGUUCUCUGCCGGGCGUUUGGGCUCGGCCGCGGCGGUUUCGGCGGUCGUGGCGGCCGCGCGCAGCACCGAGGAGGAGGAGGAGAGGCUCGAGCGCGAGCACUUCUGGAAGAUCAUUAAUGCUUUCCGCUACUACGGUGAUUCCUACAGAUUUUUGUUAGUUGACAGUCUGAUUAAGGGGAAUGGAAAGAUUAUGCCAGCAUCUACAUUUGACAUGGAUAAGUUAAAAUCCACAUUGAAACAGUUUGUGAGAGACUGGAGUGAAACUGGGAAAGCAGAAAGGGAUGCCUGCUACCAGCCAAUCAUUAAAGAAAUUUUAAAAAAUUUUCCAAAAGAGAGAUGCCCACCAAGCUUAAAGACCAUGGAGUUUAAAGAUGAAAAAGAAUUAUGUUCUGAAAUUAAUAAAUAUAAACUUUAUCCCUGGAUCCAUCAGUUUAGCAAUAACCGGAGAUCAGCUGAUCAGAUUCGACCCAUCUUUUUCCCUGAUGUUGACCCCCACAGUCUUCCUCCUGGUUCUAACUUUUCUAUGACAGCAGGAGAUUUUCAGGAGAUUUAUUCAGAAUGCAGUAAGUCCAAAGAAGAACGAGCAGUAAGGCUGAUGACUCGGAAAGAUUUCAUUCAGCAAGGUUUUGAAGCAUGGCUAAAGCUUGAGUUGGAAGGUCCGUUGCUGUACCACUUUGAAAAUUUGGCAAAUGAACUUUCCAUAGAAUUGAGCUAUGAGGAUAUUAAAAACGUUGUUCUACAGUAUGGAUUCCAGAUAGAGGUGGAAGAAGAAUCUGUCUUGUCAACAUAUACUGUGAAUGAUCUCUCUAUGAUGAAAUACUACUAUGAAUGUGUCUUGUUUGUGGUCCGUAAACCACAAUAAUAGUCUUAAGUGAUAUUACCUGGAAAAAAGUUUAAUAAGAGCAAAUGAUGAAAUAAACAACUCAAAAUCAACUAUCAGUGAUGACAGGA